Messenger RNA from Sitophilus oryzae (rice weevil), 3693 nucleotides. Its product is annotated as ATP-dependent DNA helicase Q5-like. Gene Ontology annotation, cellular component: cytoplasm; chromosome. Gene Ontology annotation, molecular function: four-way junction helicase activity; 3'-5' DNA helicase activity; ATP binding. The transcript is spliced from 12 exons. Gene Ontology annotation, biological process: double-strand break repair via homologous recombination. The record is from RefSeq and is a predicted model, not a curated record. Bases 96 to 3314 code for a protein of 1072 amino acids. Lineage: Eukaryota; Metazoa; Arthropoda; Insecta; Coleoptera; Curculionidae.
AAGAAAAGUCAAAUGUCACUUUUGCCGGAUUGUUUCUAUGUCUGAAAAAGGUGUUAAGUGUGUUUUGAAAAAAUAUUUAUUUAUUUUUAAGGACCAUGGAUAAUUCAACGAUAUUCGAAGGGUUGAAAAAGUUCUUCAGAUUUGAUACGUUCAAAUCUAAACUACAGGAAGAAGCAGUCAUUGAAGUUUGCCAAAGAAAUCACGAUGUAUACAUUUCAAUGCCUACAGGAGCUGGAAAAUCGUUAUGUUAUCAACUUCCAGCAGUACUGCAUGAUAAAAUGAUAACAAUAGUUUUUUCACCACUACUUGCAUUGAUUAAAGAUCAAGUAGAUUCGUUGAUAAGUUUAAAAAUAAGGGCAGCAUCAUUGAAUUCAAAGAUAUCAAAAAAUGAAAGGGAGAGCCUUAUUGCCGAUCUAAAAUCAACUUCCCCUAAUACUAGGCUAUUAUAUGUGACACCCGAACAAGCUGCUACCAAAACAUUUAAGGAACUGUUUGCUAAUUUAUAUAAAUUUAACAAAAUUGCAUAUAUAGUUGUGGACGAAGCUCACUGUGUAAGCGAAUGGGGUCACGAUUUCAGACCUGAUUACCUGAAAUUGGGAAACUUGAGAGAAAACUGCUCAGUACCUUGUAUUGCCUUAACUGCUACAGCUAGUGCUCAGGUAACCAAAGACAUCAUUAAAAGUUUAAAAUUAACCGAUCACAAAACAUUUAAAACAUCAUGCUUUAGGAGUAAUUUAUUCUAUGAUGUAUAUUUUCCUAAUAUGCUCCCAGACCCUUUUGUUCAUCUAAAGCAAUUUAUCGAAACCUGUCUAAAUUUCGAGAGUGAAAAGGACCUGCCUAAAAAUAAUAAAUCUUGUGGCAUAAUUUAUUGUAGAACAAGAGAAGAAACUGAAGUUUUAGCUUCUAAGUUGAAUUCAAUGAAAAUUAAAACACUGUGUUACCAUGCCGGGUUGAAAAACAGUGAACGGUUAGAGUUUCAAGAGAAAUGGCAGGAUGGUGAUGUUCCUGUAAUUUGUGCCACUAUAAGUUUUGGAAUGGGUGUGGAUAAAGCUACUGUGAGGUUUGUUGUACAUUGGGGUGUACCAAAAGAUCCCGCAUCCUUUUAUCAGGAAUCAGGAAGAGCUGGAAGAGAUGGCAAACCGUCUUGGUGUAGAGUUUAUUACAACAGACAAGAUUCAAAAGCAGUUGAGUUUCAUUUAACUCAAGACCUUGCCAAAUGUAAACAAAAAGAAGAUAAGAAGUUAAACAUUGAAAAUGCAAUAAAGGGAUUUAAAAAAGUUUUAGAAUAUUGUGAAAAUCCAAUGGAAUGUAGACAUGCUCUUUUUUCCAAGUAUUUUGGAGAAGAACUACCAGAGUGUAAUAAAAAUUGUGAUUGGUGUAAGGAUAAAACUGCUGUCCAGCAAAUGGUGGAACAGUUUCACAUUAAAAGUGUUCAGUUCAGCACAAAUGUCAGCUCUUAUAAUAACAUGGAUUACGGAGAUUUGUAUGGAGAAGGAAGAAAAGGCAUUCAAGACGAAACAAAUGAAAGAAGAGGGCAGGGUGACAGUGAUGAUAGCGACGACGGUAGACAAGCCGCUUUCGAAAGAGAGCAAGCUGCAAAAAAGGAAACAGCCUCAUUCAUAGAGAAACAAUUUGAAUUGAGAAGAAAUCCUCACGAAGUUUCUCACGAAACUCUAGAUAAAUUAGCGUCAAAAUAUGCCCUUGUCAAAUCUGCUGCAGCCACUUCUCGUAAAAUUAAAGGCUUAACUGUUCUCACUAGAGAGCAAUACAUGACGAAAAUAUUUGACGUGUUGCACACCAACUAUAUUAAGUGCGCUCCAACGCAAGUUUUCGAUAAAAAAGAUGUGGAAGAUUGUUGCAUCGAUUUGGAGUAUGAAAUAUUUACAUCUACGUCAAAUAUGAUGAUGUAUAGGAAUGGUUUAGCCAAACUAAUUUCAAAUAUCAAAAAAUCCACCGAAAACAGAACUGUGUAUGAGAAAUUAGUAGAUUUUGAACCGAAACCGCCCAAGCACGAAACGUUAACCGAUCUUUUUCGGAAUAUUAAGAAAGAACUGCAAAAUAAAAAGGAUCGUCGCUCUGAAGAUGAAGAUCCUGCUUGUGCUGUAGAAAGUGACUUGGAACAUAGAGAAGAAAGUGCAUCUUCAGAUAGUUCUGAUACACCGGUAUUUAGGACAAGUACAGAUAUAUUUAGUGAUCAAAAUAGUGAUACAAAAUAUAAAAGUAGCUUUACUAAAGCAAGUGACUUAUUAAAUGAAGAAGAGUGUAGAAAAUUAGGUAUUAGUUCCCAAAGUAAAAGCGGUUUAGCUUUUACUGAAGAUAAAACUGAAGAAUUGUGUACAAGGAACGAAAUGAAAAAGUCAAGUGACCUUAAAAACCUCUUUGGUGAUUCUGAUGACGAGUAUGAAAGAAAAAGGGAAAGUAGAUUAGAGAAAUCUGAAAGAUACGACGAGAGUGGUGGUAGUAGUUCUAGUAAACAUGAUAAAGACCAUGAAGACUACAGAUAUAAAGAUGGUAAGCAUCGUAGAGACAGUGAACGAGAUUAUAGGCACAGGGAGAGGGAUAGGGAUAAACAUCACGAAGACCAUCACAGGAAGGAGAAACAUAGACAUGAACAUGAGCGAAAAAGACAUCACAGUCCUAACGAACAUGGAGAAAGUAGCAAGAAAAGAAGAUAUGACGAUAAAGAUGAAAAAAGAAUGGACGAAUAUAAGGAUAGAUUGACAGAAAAUGGAAGAAGUAAAGAUGUUGAAAAUGGAUCUAAUGUGGAGAAUCAGGGAAAAAGUUUAAUAUUUAAUAAUAUUGACGUUCAUGAUAUAACAGAAAUGAGAGAAGUUAAUAAUGGUGAUGGGGGGUCAAGUUUACUUUCUUCUAAAAACAAAGAUGAAGACGCUUACCAUGAAAAACAAACUGAAAUAGAAAAAGUAUCAACUCAGGGGAAUAAUAUCACCUCUCCUUCUGAAUCUAGCUUAAUACAACAGCAAAAAAAUGAGAUGAAUCACAUACUUAAUCAAUCUUUAAACGAGUCUUCUAUUGAACAGAAAUCCAAUGAACAAAAUGGGGAAAAAAGUAGUAACAGUGACGUUGAAAAUAAAAAAGUUAAACCAAAACUUAAAAAAACUGAAACCGGGCUGCUUGUAGUGAAAUUGUUGACUCCAGCUUAUGCAAAUAAAAGAUUCGAAUCCAGAGACAUCUUUAAGAGUACGGCAAGAAAAAUAUCACAUUCACUAGUUGAUAAAGAUGAGGAUGAAAUCAAGGAGUAUGUGAAGAGAUUUUUAAACAGAAACUUGGAAAUAACUUCCAAGACAAGUAUUUAGUGUACUUUUUGCGCGUAAUGGAAACGAAAUACAGCUAUUUAGAUUCACAAGAAGUUGUGAAUUUUAUUUUAUUAAGAACCAUGUUCUAAUGGUUUAAUCAAAUGUAAUUAGUUAAGGAUAUUAUGUUAUAAAUUCUCUUUCUAAGUAAAUGUACAUUUUUAAAUGAUAUAUGCGAGCAAGAAAAAAUAUUAAAUUUUGUAUAAAGUGAUUUUAUUAAUUUUUUUUUGGACUCGAUAUUGUAAUUUUUGUGUGAAUGAUGUUAUGUAUAGUUAGUGCUUGGAGCAGGUGUGGAUUCAAAAUUUUGAGAUGCUUGGAUUCAAAAUUUUAGUAGUAUUUUUUUUAAAUUGUUUUAGCUGCCUAAUAAAAUCUAACACUUUUA